GAAAAAUACAUCUUUAAGUAGGGUAAAAAUGAUGGUUUGUUUUUUAAGGGUAAAAAUGAUGGUUAAUAAUAAAGAUAUGGUAGCUAAUACUCAACCACGAUAAAAGAACAGUGGUAACUUCAUCAUGGCUAAAAGUAAAAAUGGUGGAUAAUAAUUAUUAUUAGCAACGGUUUUCCCAUAUGAUGGUUAAUAGCACUUGCUAUGGCAAAAAGGGGUCGGUCAAGACUGGGUGGGUUUAGUCAGUGGUGGCCUGUCCAUUGCUCAUUCUUUUUUCUUAUAAAUGGAUGCAGAGCAUCUGAGCUUUCAUUCACCACAAAACGCAACUCAGAAAGACCUUGACAGUCAUACAGUAGAUGAUAGUUCAGACGCGGAUCGGAAACUGAAAAAGCAUGAAAACCCAAAGGUAAAUAGUGACCCUGACUCGCCAAGAAAUCAACACAUUUCCCCCUCUCUGUAGAUAUGGGAAACCAAAACCUCCCAUUGACGCCCAAGGAGGGCCUGAAAACGGUCUAUGAUAGCCGCCUGUUGGUGGCCUGCGUGAGCACUGUUCUGUAGAAGUUGCACAACACACUAGGAGUCCAUUUCCACUCAAACACGACGGCCUAUGUCCCAAACCAGUUGAAGUCCAUCUACCACGCCUCUCAAUUCAGCUCGGGUGAUGGAACAAAUCCCCAAGUUCAAAGCGAAUGUUGCAAGACAGCAUCCUUUGUGAUCUCGAAUCAGGCCGCCCGCAGCUACUUGGCCUAAUGUGGUAAGGACGGAACAGUCAUAAUUGAGAGUCACCCAGUCUUAGACCUGGAAAAUUACAAUCCGAUCCGUUGACCCGACCUGAAAUCGCCCAAAAAAUAGGAAUUUUUGUAACCCAAAAUCCGAAUGACUCGAACCCGAUAACCCAUGAUUUUUUGGGUUGGGUUGGGUGAGUUAGCGGGUCUGCCCGUUAGACCCGUUCCAUUUUACAUAUCACUUCCAAAAUGAUAAAAUCACUCAUAAAUUGGUGAGAUGUUAAAAAAAAAUUACAAGGAUUUGAAUGACAUGUUUGGAGUUUAAGGAUAAUCAAAUAUCAUGUGUUUCUUGUAGUAGUAUUACUCUUGUGAUUUUUUUUGCCGAUUUGCGCAAUUUGUAUUUCAUUUCAUUAGCGUGGGAGGAUUUGAGAAUAUGUUAAUUGACAUGUGUUAGGUAAACUAUUGUCAUGCAUAUGUGAAAAUUUGUGUUCUAUAAGAAAAUAUUAAGCAUGUUGAUAUUGUUUCUGAGAACGCUCAUAACCCGAAAUGACUUGUAACCCGACCCGAAACCGAAUGGGUUGGGUCAAUAUUUGACCCGAAAUCAGCCAAGCAAACAUGACCCGACCCGUAACCGAAGUUCACUACCCGAAAUUACCCAACCCGACCGAUUGCCAGGUCUACCCACUCUGGAGGGGGCGGUUGCCACGAGAUCCCCACCUCUGUUCUAAUGGGCAGACUAGGCAUGUGGACGAGCCUGUCUUUGUCCAUGGCACUCUGCACUACAUUAACCCAUGCUAGGACGUGUUGUACAAAGACUUCACUGGUAAUGACCUUGCCUGCAAAGACACAGUCAUUCCUUGCCCUCCAAAGGGACCAACAAAGGAUCCCAUGUUGCUGGUCACUGAGGAAUUUUAGAAUCCAUUGCUGAGUCGUAUUGUCGAAGAAGCAAUGUUGAUUAGAAAGCUGAGGGAGCUUGCUCCAAGUUAAAUGGGAAAAAGGGUAGUCCCGCAACACAUGCAAGACUGUCUCUGGACCUUCGUUGCAGAGGGGGCAAUGCGGAGAGCUAGUAAGAUGUCGCUGCGUCCUUUCCUGGUUGGUGAGCAGACGUCCGCGAACCGCCACCAUAGGAAAAGAUUCUCCGGAGCUGGGCCACGCCAAUGCCAUACUCACCGCCAGUCCACGUUCGACUACAUGUCCUCACAUGAAGCUGCUAUGGCGUAGGCUGACUUAACGCGGAAACUCACAUCCGGUUCUGGUGCCCACGUUUCUAUGUCGACUCCCGAGCCUGGUAGGGGGGGCUGGAUACCUUGAACUUACAAAACCACAUCCUCAUGCAGCAUAGAACAAAGUAGAGUCAGGUUCCACUCACCGGUAACAGUGCCGAAAUCCUCAACCAGCAGGGAAGGAUCAACCGGUGGACCAUCUUCUCACGCAUAGUCCAGGAGGAGAUCCCCAGAGUUAACCCACCGAUCGGUCUAGAAACGAGUAUCACAACCAUCCUUGAUACUCAUGCGCAUACCCAUGGCCAUGAUGGGCCAUGCACGUCUCAUGCUCCGCCAGACGUUGGAGAUGCGAUUAGAGUUCUUCACCACCAUGCCAUCUGAAGUUUGCCUGAAAUACUUAUCCUUCAAGACACGUACCCAAAGAUCAUCUGGUUCCUUAAUAAAAGACCAAGCCAAUUUAGCUUAAAAAAAAGCAAGAUUCAACUCAUGGGCACUCCGCAGCCCCAAACCUCCUUCCUCUUUAGGCCGGCAAAGGGCUGCCUAGUGAACCUGAUGUAGCUGCUCCCUCCGUUGAGCCCCAAAUGAAGCUUUGGAUUUUCUUGUAAAUUUGAUCACAAAUCGUCUGGGACAGAAGGGUGGUUUGCAUGGCAUACGUGGGCAGACAGUUCAGCACCGAGACCGCCAAAGUAACCCUCCCCGCCAGGCUAAGAGAGCGAGCUUUCCACCAUGAAAGUUUGUUAGCUAGACGGUCCAAGACAUAGCUAUAUGUUACCUUUGUGACCUUACCAUGAAGAACUGGUACUCCAAGAUAACGAACCAGAUCAUGCAUCAUCGGAAUCACAAACCCUCGAGCAAUGGCAACGCUGUCUGAUCGAUUGGUGUUCCCUGAAAAAUAAACUAUAGAAUUCUCCUUGCUAACCUGCUUACCACAGGCUAGACAAAAUCGAUCUAAGCGGUCCAAUAAGACCACCCCUUGCUCCUCACUAGCCUCUGCGAGCAAUAUAAGAUCCUCAGCAAAAAACAAGUGCGAGAGCGGAGGACCACCUGGAGAUGUACGGAUUGGUCUCCACUUCUUUCAUUGGACCGCUAGCUCAAUAGUAUGACUCAACCGUUCCAUGCACAUAGUGAAAAUGUACGGCGAUAGGGGAAAGCCUUGGCGAAGACCUCGAGCUAGAGUAAAACGGGUUGUUCAUGUUCCCGUUAUAAAGGACCUGCAUCGUUCGGGUCGUGACACAGUGCAUAAUCAAGUCAACAAACUUCUCUUCUCUAACUUCUCCUUGACGAAAUUCCAGCUUAGGCGAUCAUAAGCUUUAUCUAAAUAGAUCUUGAUCACCAUC
Messenger RNA from Linum trigynum, 3282 nucleotides. Lineage: Eukaryota; Viridiplantae; Streptophyta; Magnoliopsida; Malpighiales; Linaceae. The record is from the annotation of a GenBank genome assembly.